Saimiri boliviensis boliviensis (Bolivian squirrel monkey) is the source of this 2122-nucleotide messenger RNA. RefSeq names its product solute carrier family 28 member 2 (gene SLC28A2). Gene Ontology annotation, biological process: retina homeostasis; nucleoside transmembrane transport. The record is from RefSeq and is a predicted model, not a curated record. NCBI's taxonomy places the organism in Eukaryota, Metazoa, Chordata, Mammalia, Primates, Cebidae. Gene Ontology annotation, cellular component: plasma membrane. Gene Ontology annotation, molecular function: purine nucleoside transmembrane transporter activity; nucleoside:sodium symporter activity.
UUUCAGUCCUUCACUGAGGAGCCAAAGGGAAUCAAUUCCACAAGGUGGGUUGAGGAGAACAAGAGAUGGAGAAAGCAAGUGGAAGAGAGUCCAUUGCUCUGUCCACAGUGGAGACUGGCACAGAGAACCCGGGGCUGGAGCUCAUGGAAACAGAAGUAGAGCCUGAGGGAAGCAAGAGGACUGAUGCACAAGGACACAGCCUAGGGGAUGGACUGGGCCCUCCCACUCACCAGAGGAGGAGUCAGUGGCCUUUCACCAAAGCAAGAAGUUUCUGCAAAACACACACCAGCUUGUUCAAGAAGAUCCUGUUGGGCCUGUUGUGUUUGGCCUAUGCUGCCUAUUUCCUGGCAGCUUGCAUCUUGAAUUUCCAGAGGGCACUGGCCUUGUUUGUCAUCACCUGCCUGGUAAUCUUUGCCUGGGUUCUCCCUUUUCUGAAAAAGCUCUUGGGCAAAAAAUUAACAAGAUGUCUGAAGCCCUCUGAAAACUCCCGCCUGAGGCUUUGGAUGAAAUGGGUGUUUGCAGGAGUCUCCUUGGUUGGCCUUAUACUGUGGCUGGCUCUAGACACAGCCCAAAGGCCAGAGCAGCUCAUCUCCUUCGCAGGAAUCUGCAUGUUCAUCCUCAUCCUCUUUGCCUGCUCCAAACACCACAGUGCAGUAUCCUGGAGGGCAGUGUUUUGGGGCCUAGGUCUUCAGUUUGUCUUUGGGAUCUUGGUCAUCAGAACUGAUCUUGGAUAUAAUGCAUUUAAGUGGCUGGGAGAGCAGGUUCAGAUUUUCCUGAAUUACACUGUUGCUGGCUCCAGUUUUGUCUUUGGGGAUAUGCUGGUGAAGGAUGUCUUUGCUUUUCAGACCUUACCAAUUAUCAUUUUCUUUGGAUGUGUGAUGUCCAUUCUCUACUACCUGGGCCUUGUACAAUGGGUAGUUCAAAAGGUCGCCUGGUUUUUGCAAAUCACUAUGGGCACCACCGCCACAGAGACCCUGGCUGUGGCAGGAAACAUCUUUGUGGGUAUGACAGAGGCACCUCUGCUCAUCCGUCCCUACCUUGCGGACAUGACACUCUCUGAAAUCCAUGCGGUGAUGACCGGAGGGUUUGCCACCAUUUCUGGCACUGUGUUGGGAGCCUUCAUAUCCUUUGGGGUUGAUGCAUCAUCCCUGAUUUCUGCCUCUGUGAUGGCUGCCCCUUGUGCUCUUGCCUUGUCAAAACUGGCGUAUCCAGAAGUGGAGGAGUCCAAGUUCAAGAGUGAGGAAGGGGUAAAACUGCCCCGUGGGAAGGAGAGGAAUGUCCUGGAAGCUGCAAGCAAUGGAGCCACAGAUGCCAUAGGUCUUGCUGCUAAUGUAGCAGCCAACCUGGUUGCCUUUUUGGCUGUGCUAGCCUUCAUCAAUGCUGCCCUCUCCUGGCUGGGGGAAUUGGUGGACAUACAGGGGCUCACUUUCCAGGUCAUCUGCUCCUAUAUUCUAAGGCCCAUGGUUUUCAUGAUGGGUGUAGAGUGGACAGAUUGUCCAAUGGUGGCUGAGCUGGUGGGAAUCAAGUUCUUCACAAAUGAGUUUGUGGCCUAUCAGCAACUGUCUCAAUAUAAGAACAAACGUCUCUCUGGAGUGGAAGAGUGGAUUGAGGGAGAGAAACAGUGGAUUUCUGUGAGAGCUGAAAUCAUUACAACAUUUUCACUCUGUGGAUUUGCCAAUCUUAGUUCCAUAGGAAUCACACUAGGAGGCUUGACAUCAAUAGUACCUCACCGGAAGAGUGACUUGUCCAAGGUUGUGGUCAGAGCCCUCUUCACAGGGGCCUGUGUAUCCCUUAUCAGUGCCUGUGUGGCAGGAAUCCUCUAUAUCCCCAGGGAACCUGACUGCGUCUCCUUCCUAAACACAAGUUUCACCAAUAGAACCUAUGAGACCUACAUGUGCUGCAGAGAGCUCUUUCAGAGUACUUCUCUGAAUGGCACCAACGCUCCUUCUUUUUCUGGUCUCUGGGAAGACAAGGAGUUCAGUGCCAUGGCCCUUACUAACUGCUGUGGAUUCUACAACAAUACCAUCUGUGCCUAAGGCUGCUCGAUCCAUUUCCGUAACAGUUUUGAUCUUAACAGCUUUGUGACAGCAAAGGUGUUUACAUACUCCAGUUUCCCACAACU